Colletotrichum acutatum is the source of this 813-nucleotide messenger RNA. RefSeq lists its product as uncharacterized. The record is from RefSeq and is a predicted model, not a curated record. The transcript has a single exon. NCBI's taxonomy places the organism in Eukaryota, Fungi, Ascomycota, Sordariomycetes, Glomerellales, Glomerellaceae. Bases 223 to 666 code for a protein of 147 amino acids.
AGGGGGGCAGACGGGGUUGCGAGGUAUGGAAACCUCCAACCGUCCGAAAUGAUUGAGUUUGUUCCCGGCCUGAGCGAAGGGGAAAGAGAGACAUCUAUAAGAAGGCUCCUGCUGGUCUUUGGUCAUCGUGCAUCACCAGCCUCGCCUUCCUUUACAUACCACAGCUAGCAACUAACAUACUCACUUCUUCACGAUACCCCUAAUCUUCAACCCCCUGCCAAAAUGCCUUCCACCGUCGUCUCCACCCCCGUCCCCGCCGGUGUCGACCGCAACGCCGUCCUCUCCGCCAUCCACAACCACGACCUGAUGGUCAAGACCCUCUGCCCGGCUCUCAUCUCCUACAACCUCGAGUCCGGUUCCGUCGGCGUCGGCCAGUCCGCCACCUACUCCGUCACUGACAAGAAGCCCAUCGGCCAAACCACCUACCAGCUCACCAUCACCAACCUCGAGGACGGCGUCGACACCCUCGUCAACGCUAAGCCCCCCGUCGGAACCCUCGUCAUCACUGGCAAGUGGCGCAUCAUCAACGAGGCUGCCGGCCUCAUCCUCCGCGAGGAGGUCGACAUUGAGGCCAACAUGCUCAUGAAGAAGAUGGCCAAGGGCAACGUCGAGAAGACCCACCCUGAGCAGCACGCUGCUCUCUUGGUCCAGGCUGGCAAGGCAUAAAUGAUGUAUCAAAGCGACUAUACCCCAUUGGCUGAGUUCAUCGCCUAUGGAAUCCGCUCGGUGUGAUUGGCGUUCAACGGAUAUUGGGAUCUUGUGAUGAGAUUACCUCUGAUACAAUAAUGGGAAUAUGACAUUUUUGGGACAUCA